This is a messenger RNA of Fimicolochytrium jonesii, 1845 nucleotides long. RefSeq lists its product as uncharacterized. The record is from RefSeq and is a predicted model, not a curated record. The transcript is spliced from 3 exons. Lineage: Eukaryota; Fungi; Chytridiomycota; Chytridiomycetes; Spizellomycetales; Powellomycetaceae. The annotation marks the transcript as partial.
UGCUUCCCCGCCCAUUCCCCGCCCUACUAUGUGCCGAGCCGAUUCCCUUCGAUUGCGUACCGUGGACCCUGAGAUUUGAGGUUGGAAGUGGGUGCACCCAGUAUCCAGACAUUGUCAACCGUAUUUAAAGCCCGCCACCCGUUACGCCAAAAUGCCCGUGCUCGAAACAUUGCCUGAGGAAAUUCUCCUCAUCGUACUCGGAUGGCUCCCGCUUGAGACGUGCGGGCGCCUCCUGCAAGCGUCCAAAGUACUCCAAUCGUUAGGAGCGGCUUACAAGCCUUUCAAAAUAGUCACUACUUUUCGCAAUUUUCUGUUGGAAGGCGACUAUGAGUCCGCUGAACCGGAGGAAGAGGACGAAGUGGAAAGUUUUGGCACGUCUUCCGCACCAGGGUGGGCGGCCUUUGCGAACGGUGUUCUGGUUUUCAAUGAGGGCGACCCGGACACGGACGACUCUCCUGAGGGUGAGCAAUUGGAAGAUAUUCUCACCUCUCCGGGAGAAACGGCAGUGGAGAAGGCGUCUGCACCAGCCCCGUCACUGGAGGCUAUCCGUGCCCGUCUCGAAGGCGCCAAAUAUAGCCCCGAGCUGCCUCAAGGAUGGACGUGCCUUUACAAAAGGUCCCGCGAAUUGGAGCAGUCUGAGUCUGCCGCUGAGGACAUCAUCGUUUUGCAGAUCCCCCGACCUGGCGCGACAGCGCUUGUUUUGAGAUAUGAGCAGGGAAGCGGCUACAUUCGUAGAUAUCAAGAGGUUGACCACUAUCUGUCCAUAUCGAUUGAUCAAGACGACGGGAAAGGUAUUCUGCAAAUCGCGUCGGUGCUGAAGGAGCAUCCGACGGACAGCCUGAGAUAUCGGAAGAUGGCGUUGGACGAAUCCAUGCAACAGCGGUUUGGAUUGGGGACGACUGAAGUAUGGGAUUUGAUUCGAAAGGUCUUCACAGAGGAUCCGUUUCAAAAACUCGAGGCGUUCGAUGUCUUUCGAGAGGUGCUUAGCAUGGAUGUUGAUGGUGUUGCGGUGCCGUACGUCCCCCGAGGCACCCGAGGUGGGAGAACCUCGUACGAAGUGGCCACAAUCGCAGCCGUACACGACCUUGAACAGCAUCGCAAAGAAACGUGGUUCGAAGCCGUCCGCGAAGGGAUGCUCUUCGAACUUGCACAAUUGCAGGGCCGUGUUCAGAUGAAGAACACCUUACCUCGAGCGUUUGAGCUCUUGAACAACAGCGACGCUGACCCUCAACGGAAAUAUGAUUCGCCACCGCGGUUCAAGGACUGUAAGGACGCCUUGGAGAAGGCUCUACCGGGCGCCCUGGCCUUUAGUACUCAAUCGGUGCAAAUCACCGCGAUUGACGUACGUCACGGGCCCCACUCCUACUCAGCCUAUUCGGAUUACGGGAUCAAUGGUUACAUUUGCGACGUGCACUUCCGAUUGAAGCGAAACGAUGCAUCCUUGAAAUUCCGCUACCACGGGCAAGUGACUUGGACACACGACGACGACGAGAAUCUUAACUUGAAAUUGGAUUGUGAUGGCCAUCUCUUGUUACGCUGUGAACAAGACUGGGUUGAGGGGGGUGGUAUACGCAGAGUUGGUCGCUGCGUUCAGUCGGUUUUGAUGGAGGUCAUGGAAAAGCUUCAUUUGCGUGAGGACUAUGCGUGGGACGAGACGGCCUUUGCGAGACUGCUCUGGGCCAUUCCGAGGUGCAUCACGGAGGGAGAUCCAAGAGAAGGGUAUGGGGCUAUUCAUUGGCUGCUGGGCGAGGGCGUUUCGGGGAGUUCUUUGGAUGAGUAGUGUGAGAGUGUGCAUGGCAUCUAGAGUAUCUUCUCUGUCCUUGAAAUCAGAUGAUUCACUUCCAA